This is a messenger RNA of Gopherus flavomarginatus (Mexican gopher tortoise), 3208 nucleotides long. RefSeq names its product phospholipase C zeta 1 (gene PLCZ1). The transcript is spliced from 14 exons. Gene Ontology annotation, cellular component: nucleus. Gene Ontology annotation, molecular function: phosphatidylinositol-4,5-bisphosphate phospholipase C activity. Gene Ontology annotation, biological process: lipid metabolic process; positive regulation of cytosolic calcium ion concentration involved in egg activation; intracellular signal transduction. The record is from RefSeq and is a predicted model, not a curated record. NCBI's taxonomy places the organism in Eukaryota, Metazoa, Chordata, Testudines, Testudinidae.
AUGUCUCUGGCCUGGCUGGAGGUGCUCCGACAGCUGUUAAAUGUGUUUAUACAUUUCCUUAACUUGUUUUUCCAUACAUGGUUUUUGUCCAUCAUUCAGGAUGAGUUUAGAACUGGAAAGAUUAAUUUAGACAAGACACUGAAAUUACUUAUUAAGCUAAACAUCCCUUUUGAUUAUGUUCAUGUAAAAUAUGUUUUUAAGAAAACAAGUAAUCAGCCGAAGACUGGAACUAUUACUAUAGAAGAAUUCAGGGCAAUUUAUCGAACCCUUGCGCACAGAAGUGAAAUACAUGAACUUUUCUGCAGUUAUUCUCCGAACCGCAAAAUUCUACCUGAAAUAAACCUGAUUGAGUUUCUCAGAAAAGAACAAUUUGUAAUUGAUGCUGAUGAAGCAAUUGCCUCUGAACUUAUUGCAAAGUAUGAACCCAUUGAAGAAGUGCAGAGAAAAAAACAGAUGUCGUUUGAAGGAUUUUUAAGAUACAUGAACUCAAAAGACUGUUUGAUAUUUAAAAGAGAACACACAAUUGUUUACCAAAAUAUGAGCUACCCAUUACGUGAUUAUUUUAUUUCAUCUUCUCAUAACACCUACCUCAUAUCUGAUCAACUAAUAGGGCCAAGUCACCUUUGGGGUUAUUCAAGUGCUCUGAUGAAAGGAUGUCGUUGUUUGGAAAUUGAUUGCUGGGAUGGACCACAAAAUGACCCUAUUGUGUAUCAUGGUCAUACUUUAACGAGCAAAAUUACAUUUAGAACUGUCAUCGAGGUGAUAGAUAAGUAUGCAUUUGUGGUAUCUGACUAUCCUCUUGUACUGUCUUUGGAGAAUCACUGCAGCCCUAAGCAACAGGAAGUAAUGGCAGACUAUUUAGAAACUAUUCUAGGUGACAAACUUCUUACUACAAUAAUUGGUGAUACGUUUCCUACAGAUCUACCUUCCCCUGAGGAAUUAAAAUUCAAAAUAUUGGUAAAAAAUAAGAAAGUUGGAACACUUGAAGAAACUGUUCUCAGGAGAGGUCUUGAUAGCCAUGGUGAGAUAGGGGAAUUUGUAGAAGAGGUAGAGCAAUCAGAAGAUGAUGAAGCUGAUGAAAGCACUCCCUCAACACCAAAAUCUCCUCUGCUAAAAAGAAGAAAUGCAGUUAAGAGAUCUCCACCACCCCCUCGAAAAAAGCGAAAGAUUAAGAAGGUAAAACUGGCCAUGGAGCUCUCAGAACUUGUGAUUUAUACCAAAGCUGAAAAGUUUAAAAGUUUUGAGCAUUCAAGAGCUAAUCAGAAGUUCUAUGAAAUGAAUUCAAUUGGAGAGGUUAAAGCACGAAAACUUGCCAAACAGACAGCUAAUGAAUUUGUUUUACAUACUGCCAAAUUUAUUACAAGAAUUUAUCCCAAAGGGACUAGAGCGACCUCUUCUAAUUAUAAUCCUCAAGAAUUCUGGAAUGUAGGAUGCCAGAUGGAUGUGCCCCAGAAUCUUUUGCACCAUUUCCUGUAGAUCUUCAGUGUUGCUGCAAUAGUUCAUGCAGUGGCCUUAAAUUUCCAGACACCUGGACUACAAAUGGAGCUGCAAAAUGGAAAAUUUAUGGACAACGGUUGUUGUGGCUAUCUUCUAAAACCAGAAUUCAUGAGAGAUUCUGCUACGCAGUUUAAUCCAUAUAAUGUAACAGGAAACCAUAAUCCAAUAACUCUUUCAAUAAGGCUUAUUAGUGGUUAUCAGUUACCACCUAGUAACCUCUCCAGGACUAAUAAAGCUGAUCCUUUAGUCCAGAUAGAAAUUCAUGGUGUGCCAGAAGAUCAAGUAAAACAACAGACUUGUGUCAUAAAAAGCAAUGCUUUGUGUCCUAGGUGGAAUGAAACUUUUACUUUUAAUAUUCAAGUUCCAGAACUGGCAUUAGUACGCUUUUCUGUGGAAGAUCAGAUAUCGCUAGCUGCAAAUGAGUUCCUGGGCCAAUACACUUUACCACUGCUGUGUAUGAAUAAAGGUUAUCGUCAUGUUCCUCUGUUUUCCAAACUUGGUGACAGACUUGAUCCUGCAUCACUCUUUGUGUAUAUUUGGUACUAUUAAUGAUGACAUUAGCAGUACUCCUGAACUGGCACGCUCCUCAAUAAAGCAAUCAUCAUGUAGCUUGCAAACAACAGUUUAGUGUGUGGCCUGAUUUUCAGAGGUGCUGAGCACCUGCAACACUUGUGUGGCUAAAGGCUAUUUAACAUGAAUAAAGGCUGUAGAAUUGGGCCCUGAAGUAAUUUAGAAGAACUCAUACAUGGUUGACUUUUGCAGUAGAUUUUCUUGAAUCCAAUCAAUAUUUUAAUAUAUGGUUAUUUGCAACUAAUAGCAAAAUAGUAAUGAAUUAUUAAAUAAUAAGGAAGUAGUAUUUUAAUAUUUAUGGUCUCAGACUUCCAAAAGCACCAAAAUUAUGUGCAAAAUUGAGUAUCAGAGGGGUAGCAGUGUUAGUCUCAAUCUGUAAAAGCAGCAGAGUCCUGUGGCACCUUAUAGACUAACAGACAUAUUAGAGCAUGAGCUUUCGUGGGUGAAUACCCACUUCGUCAGAUGCAUGUAGUGGAAAUAUCCAGGGGCAGGUAUAUAUAUAUGCAAGCAAGCUAGAGAUAAUGAGGUUAGUUCAAUCAGGGAGGAUGAGGCCCUGUUCUAGCAGUUGAGAUGUGAAAACCAAGGGAGGAGAAACUGGUGCAAAAUUGAGUGGUCUUUUUAAUUUGCACUGAGAAACUUUUUCCUACUAUAUAUUAAUCUGUUCAAAAAAAAGAAAACCGGAAACAUACAUACACAUACAAACAAAACAUAAUUUACCCUUUAAAUCCAUAAUGAGUCAAUUUUUGAUUGAGCUAUAGCUCAUCAAUGUCCACUGUAAAAUGAUAAAAGCUCAAGAGUGGUAACCUGGACAAUAUUCAGUUCUGCUGAUACCAGGAUCUCAAAACACUAACCACCUGCCAGAUACUGCUGUUGGCACCAUCUUUGCCAGCAUAGCCUUUGCCCUCCCAUCAGGAGCCAGUGUUCUCCCACUCAUCUUAUAAAAUUGCUUUUGUGCAACGAGCUCCACAUGGACACGUGGAUCUACAGCACUCAUUGAAGGUUUCAGGUUCAAGCCUCAAUAACUUACCAACCUGUUUUACAAUGGCACAUUUCUUACUUAAGAUAUUUGUAUCAAUGCUUAUCUCAAGGAUCUGCAACCUUUGGCCUGUGGCCCGAAAGGGUAAGACCCCUGGUGAGCCAG